CAACAUAAAAGGUGCUACAACCAGUUUAAAAUAGCUUACCGUGAAGGUAUCUCUGAAAACGAGCACUCCCUUUCCCUGUUUUACGUGUGGCCAUUGUACAUAGCAUUCAGCAUUUAAAGCAGGAUAUCCAAAUGCCUCAAACUUGGCACUUUUCUUUUCCCUAGCAACAGAAGAGAUCUCUGAAGCAAACCUUUCAACAGAUACAAGAGGAGGAAGAUGACAACUACCCAGGAAGCUACUCCCCCCAGGACCCUUCUGCGGGGCCCCUCUUGUUGGUGUUGAAACUGACCAUCUGACCUAACAAAAAUGAAUCGAAACCCCAGUUCCGGCUCGGAUGUUGAAAAAGCCUUAACCGAGCAGUAUAAGAUCAUGAAGACCCUGGGCUACGGAAGCUUCGGGGAAGUAAAGCUUGCCAAACAUCUCAGCACACGGACCAAAGUGGCCAUAAAAAUUCUUCAAAAGAGCAGGAGGAAUGUCCACAGUAAAUCAGAAAUAGAAAUUAUGAAAGACCUUGAUCACUGUUAUAUUAUUAAAUUGCUGCAAGUGAUCGAAACCGCAGAUAACACCUAUGUGGUUCUUGAGUAUGCGGCAGGUGGAAACCUGCUGCUCAAGAUUAAGCAGGCAGGCUAUCUAAAAGAGAAGGUCUCUCGUAGGGUAUUUAAACAGCUAGUAUGUGCCGUACACUAUUGCCACUGGAAAGGGAUUGCCCAUCGGGACAUAAAGCCACUAAACAUACUACUGGACAAACAUGACAAUGUUAAACUGAGUGAUUUUGGGUUAGGUAUCAAACUUAACCAUGGGCAGAAGCUGACAUCUUUCUGUGGCACAGUCCCCUACUGCGCCCCAGAACUCUUUGAGGGCAAUGGGUACGACGGUCGUGCAACCGAUACCUGGAGCUUGGGUGUUGUACUCUAUUUUAUGUCGACGGGGCACCUCCCUUUCCAAGAUUAUACAUACGAAGGAAUAAAGAGGAGAGUCCUGGCAGGCAAGUACCCCAUGAAAUUCAAGCUGUCGCCAGACCUUUGGGAAGUGAUCGCUAAAUUGCUAACUGUAGACCCCAGAAAACGGCCAAGAAUAGGCGAUAUUGUGAACCUUUCUUGGCUAGAGAACAGUCAUAGAAGUUUUCUCUGCAUGAAGAUGGGGAGCAGCAGCAUCUGCGGGGAGAUGGGGAGCAGCAGCAUCUGGGGGGAGAUGGGGAGCAGCAGCAUCUGCGCGGAGAUGGGGAGCAGCAGCAUCUGUGGGGAGAUGGGGAGCAGCAGCAUCUGUGGGGAGAUGGGGAGGAGCAGCAUCUGCAGGGAGAUGGGGAUCAGCAGCAUCUAUGCAGAGAUGGGGAGCAGCAGCAUCUGCGGGGAGAUGGGGAUCAGCAGCAUCUGUGCAGAGAUGGGGAGCAGCAGCAUCUGCGCAGAGAUGGGGAGCAGCAGCAUCUGCGGGGAGAUGGGGAUCAGCAGCAUCUGUGCAGAGAUGGGGAGCAGCAGCAUCUGCGCAGAGAUGGGGAGCAGCAGCAUCUGCAGGGAGAUGGGGAUCAGCAGCAUCUGUGCAGAGAUGGGGAGCAGCAGCAUCUGCGCGGAGAUGGGGAGCACCACCUCUGAGUUUACAUCAUGCUGCGACCUUUCCUCAGAGUGUACACCAUCAGCCAUCUCAAAGCAGUCAUCCCAGGAGGCAGCCACAGCUGGCCCUGACAACCCAAAGAACAGCAUGUCUCCACAGGAUAUGUCACCUCAGUUCUCCUCAAAGGAAUCCUUCUGUGUGUACACCAGCACGGGUGACAAAGACAGCAACUUAUCAUACACCGAAAUACCUCAGGAGCACAUUGAUGGGCAACCCCCAGAAGUUACCACAGUUGUCACUCCCACCUGUAAGAGCAGCACCUCCUCACAGCACACAGCACAUCACUUCACCAGGGAAGGAGCCCUGUGUGAGAACAUCACCACUCAUAACAGAGACAACAGCUCAUCCCCAACAGAAACACCUCAGGACCAUGGUAGCUGGCUGCCCCAGGAUGUGACCAGAGCUGUCACUCCCAACACAAAGAACAGCACAUUCUCCAAGAUAGAUCACUUCUCAUCUCCAGAGAGGAAGCUGAAACAAAGAACAGCACCAGUCCAUACAAAGACAGCAGUUCAUUGGCCCCACUAAGCUCACCUGCCCCACAAAGCUCACCUGCCCCACAAAGCUCAGCUGCCCCACAAAGCUCACCUGCCCCACAAAGCUCACCUGCCCCACAA
This is a messenger RNA of Nannospalax galili (Upper Galilee mountains blind mole rat), 2225 nucleotides long. Its product is annotated as calcium/calmodulin-dependent protein kinase type 1D-like. The transcript is spliced from 2 exons. Gene Ontology annotation, biological process: intracellular signal transduction; microtubule cytoskeleton organization; protein phosphorylation. Gene Ontology annotation, cellular component: cytoplasm. Gene Ontology annotation, molecular function: protein serine/threonine kinase activity; tau-protein kinase activity; ATP binding. Lineage: Eukaryota; Metazoa; Chordata; Mammalia; Rodentia; Spalacidae. Bases 307 to 2136 code for a protein of 609 amino acids. The record is from RefSeq and is a predicted model, not a curated record.